Molecule: messenger RNA, 1170 nt
Organism: Exaiptasia diaphana
Lineage: Eukaryota; Metazoa; Cnidaria; Anthozoa; Actiniaria; Aiptasiidae
Product: trypsin-3
Exons: 5
Coding region: 115-1170 (351 amino acids)
Biological process (GO): proteolysis
Molecular function (GO): serine-type endopeptidase activity
Source: RefSeq, a predicted model, not a curated record
UUAUUUUGAAUCUGAAAUCUCACGACUCGUUCGCUACGCUUACUCGUUCGACAUCAGAUUUAUGAUUAACUCUUAUGCCCGUACUUUCCAUGACGAAAUCUAUACAUAUUUUAAAUGUGCUUUUACUUAUAUCAAAAUUCAGCUUCAGGAUGGACAUUUUUGUGUGGUGGUGCGUUGGUAUCUCAACAAUGGGUUCUUACCGCUGCCCAUUGCUUUUACAUUAAAAGAAAUAUUACCACAAACAGUACAUGGUCUGAAGAUAUAAAACCACUCACAAAAUACAAAAUUAUAGUUGGUGACCACGAAUUAAGAAGCUAUGAAUCAACAGAACAAGAGUUAAAUUUCAAAGAAAUAGUAUUACAUCCCGACUACAGACAUUAUCCUAUAUUUGAGAACGAUAUUGCAUUAGUCAAACUGAGCCGUGAAGUCAUUCUCGGGCCAUUUGUUCGUACUCUUUUUCUACCUGAUCUUGCCCGAGACCUCGCCAAACCAGGAACAGUAAGAAUGGUCGCUGGAUGGGGAACAACUGAAGCUGGUUAUGCUUCUUCCUUUCUUCGCUUCUCUUCGUUUCUAAUCAAAUCAAACGAUGUCUGUGGAAAAGCAGUAACAUUCUAUUACAACAAGACAGUAGCAUUUUGUGCAAGCGAUCUCAAAGGAGGCAGUGCCCCGUGUAAUGGUGACAGUGGAGGGAGUAUGGUGCGAAAGGUAUUUCUACAUGGAAAGUAUCGAUUUGUAACAAUUGGUUUGGUCAGUUGGGGUGGAUGUUUGCUAGGCAAUCAUGUUGGAUACUACACGAGAUUACAACCAUUUUUACCGUGGAUAUAUCAUAAAAUCAAAAGUAGUGGAUACUCCGAAUGGUCCAGUUGGUCUCAGUGCACCAAGACUUGCGGAGUAGGGACACAGAAUCGCACUCGCUACUGCAAAAAUUCCACAUCUAUGGAAAAGCGUUGCGAGGGAUCAGCUUCACAAUCUAAACGAUGCAACAUACAGAUGUGCCGAGAAAGUAGUGGAUACUCCGAAUGGUCCAGUUGGUCUCAGUGCACCAAGACUUGCGGAGUAGGGACACAGAAUCGCACUCGCUACUGCAAAAAUUCCACAUCUAUGGAAAAGCGUUGCGAGGGAUCAGCUUCACAAUCUAAACGAUGCAACAUACAGAUGUGCCGAGCUUAG